This is a messenger RNA of Pterocles gutturalis (yellow-throated sandgrouse), 737 nucleotides long. Its product is annotated as elongation factor G, mitochondrial-like. Gene Ontology annotation, cellular component: mitochondrion. Gene Ontology annotation, biological process: mitochondrial translational elongation. Lineage: Eukaryota; Metazoa; Chordata; Aves; Pterocliformes; Pteroclidae. Gene Ontology annotation, molecular function: GTP binding; translation elongation factor activity; GTPase activity. The annotation marks the transcript as partial. The transcript is spliced from 5 exons. The record is from RefSeq and is a predicted model, not a curated record.
GUUUGAAUACGUUCACAAGAAACAGACGGGCGGAGCAGGCCAGUAUGGCAAAGUUAUAGGUGUGCUUGAGCCCCUGGAGCCGGAGGACUACACAAAACUGGAGUUUGAAGACAGAACCAUUGGCACAAAUAUUCCCAAACAAUUUGUGCCUGCUGUUGAAAAGGGAUUCCGAGACGCAUGUGAAAAAGGUCCAGCGUCGGGGCACAAGAUAUCUGGAGUCCGGUUUGUCCUGGAAGAUGGUGCACAUCACAUGGUGGACUCGAAUGAAAUCUCUUUCAUCAGAGCGGGAGAAGGAGCCCUAAAGCAAGCUAUGGAAAAUGCCACUGUGCGUAUACUUGAACCCAUUAUGGCAGUGGAGGUGAUGGCACCCACGGAAUUCCAGGGAGCCGUGAUAGCUGGAAUUAAUCGCCGACACGGAGUGAUCACAGGACAGGACGGCAUAGAGGGUUACUUUACUCUUUACGCUGAGGUGCCGCUGAAUGAUAUGUUUGGAUACGCCACUGAGCUGAGGUCUUGCACAGAGGGAAAGGGUGAAUAUACGAUGGAAUACUGUAAAUACCAACCGUGUUUGCCCAGCACUCAAGAAGAAAUAAUUAACAAAUACCUCGAAGCAACAGGACGACUUCCUGCAAAAAAGGGCAAAGCCAAGAGCUGACUUUUGUCCUCUUGAGGACACAGAACAGUUUUUCACUGUCUGCUCUUAAAGCUCAGUUCUCUGCGCGAUAGAAGCAGUUGAG